This is a messenger RNA of Amblyraja radiata (thorny skate), 4935 nucleotides long. RefSeq names its product angiomotin like 2a (gene amotl2a). Gene Ontology annotation, cellular component: bicellular tight junction; plasma membrane; cytoplasmic vesicle. Gene Ontology annotation, biological process: regulation of cell migration; angiogenesis; actin cytoskeleton organization. The record is from RefSeq and is a predicted model, not a curated record. Lineage: Eukaryota; Metazoa; Chordata; Chondrichthyes; Rajiformes; Rajidae. The transcript is spliced from 12 exons. Bases 187 to 2568 code for a protein of 793 amino acids.
GCUGGCGGCUUUGAUAGACUGAGGAACACGUAGCUCCCGCAUUCCUGGCAUUCCAGCCGCUGCCUGGCUCGCUGGCGCACCGCGGGACGCAGCCAUUCUACAGCUCGCAGGCACACUGGCGCUCCGUCCUCAACUCGACCGUCGCUGCCUGAAACCACAAGAGCCAUCCCAAUAGCUGGAGCCAGGAUGCGGACUGCGGAAGACUCGUCGGGAACAGUGCUCCACCGGCUGAUCCAGGAGCAGCUGCGCUACGGCAACCUGACCGACACCCGGGCAUUGCUGGCCAUCCAGCAGCAGGCGAUGAGGGGAGGGUGCAGUAGUCCCCGCUCCUCCCUGGAGAGCCUCACUCAGGAGGAGUGCCAGAUGGUGCAGCACUCCACCCGCCAGGAGCCGCAGGGCCAGGAGCACCAGGGCGACCCCUCGCACUCCGAGAACGUACGCCAUCGCCUGCACCAACUGCAGCUCAACGGGGAGCCGCUGCCAUCCUACGAGGAGGCCAAGGCUCAGUCUCAGUUGCUGGCCGGCCACCGGCAAUGGCAGGCAGCGGGUGUGGGCCCUUACCCAGCCGCCGUCACCUGCCACGCACCAGCCGAGUUGAAGCCGAUCACGGGCAGGACCCAGCCAGACCUCCACGGCGACGGCCUCAAGGAGCUGAAACACGGGCACGUCCGCUCGCUCAGCGAAAGGCUAAUGCAACUUUCCCUGGAGAGGAAUGGAGCCAAAGCCCCCGUCGCCAUGAGCUCUUCGCAAAGCUUCCCCCAGUUGUCGAGACACCAGAAGCAGCCGGUGGUGCUUGCAGGGUACCAGGGCUACUGCCAUUCCCUGGACCACCGCGACCCUCCCCCUGAAUACUAUCCCACUGCCAGGCAGGCAGCUCCCAGCCUCGCAUCCACCCAGCAGUUCUACGAAGAGUCCUCCACACCGUGGUCUGUUGGCAUGCAGAAUGGGGCAGAGAGACGUGGCUACAAUACCCAGGGACAAGCACCCAGGGUGACUCGAGCUGAAGCAUUACAUCCUGCCCAGCAGCAGAGACAGCAUCUCCUCUCCUCUCCGCAAAUGGAGGUGGUAGUGGUCACAGGGGCGCCACAUGACAGCUGCCAGUUUGUGCCAGUGGAUCACGUGGCACUGAUAAACCGUGCCCAGCAAAUGGUCGAGAUGUUGCUUAAAGAAAAUGAAAACCUAAGGAAAGAGCUAGAGGGGCACACUGAAAAAGCCAUCAAAAUCCAGAAGUUGGAGAGAGAGAUCCAGAGAAUUUCUGAAGCCUAUGACAACCUCAUGAAAGCAUCAUCCAAACGUGAGAUACUGGAAAAAACAAUGAGAAACAAAAUGGAGGGAGAGAUUCGGCGGCUUCACGACUUCAACCGUGAUCUCAGAGAAAAGCUGGGUUCUGCCAAUAAACUGCUGACCACUAAGGAGUGCGAGGUAUCGGAAGAUGGACAAAGUAUUCUCAGCAAGUUGAUCAUUCAAAACAGGGAACAGCAGCAAGAGAAGGAGCAGCUUCGGAGAGAGUUGAGCCUUUCGUGCAGCAGGAAUGACGAUCAGCACAGGCGAAUGCAGUUGCUUGACCACGCCCUCAACAGCACGCAGUCCAAAGUCGUGCGGCUCGAAGAUGAGUUGCGGAAGAAGCGAGCCUACGUGGAGAGGGUGGAGAAGUUGCAGCAUGCUCUGACCCAGCUGCAGGCAGCGUGUGAGAAACGCGAGCAGCUGGAGCUGCGGCUGAGGAACCGACUGGAACAGGAACUGAAGAGUCUACGGACACAGCAGCGCCAAGCAACAGCCCAGAACACUGGAGCUGCAGAGUACAGUGCACCAGCGUUGAUGGAGCUGCUCCGUGAGAAGGAAGAGAGGAUUCUGGCUCUGGAAGCUGACAUGACCAAAUGGGAACAGAAGUAUCUGGAGGAGAGCACCAUGCGGCAGUUUGCAAUGGAUGCAGCUGCCACAGCAGCAACCCAGAGAGAUACCACGAUCAUAAACCAUUCCCCCCACCAUUCACCCAACAGCAGCUUCAAUGAUGGCUCUUUGGAGAAGCGAGUUUACUACGAGAAUGGGGAGGUUAUUGGGACUAACCAUCGGCACCAGGAGAUGGAGAGCAGGAUUAAGGCCCUGCAUGCGCAGAUCCUGGAAAAGGAUGCUAUCAUCAAGGUCCUCCAACAACGCUCCAGAAGGGACCAGGUGAAGGCGGAGCAGAUUUCAUUGAGGCCAGCUCGCUCAGUGCCCUCCAUCGCUCUGUCUGCCGGCAUGUCUCUGACCAGUGACCGGUGCCCGGAUAAAACAAGCAGAGGCAGCUCAGGUGCUGGAAGCAAAGGGUACAUUGAGGAUCAAAUAGUUGUCCUGGAGCCCCGUCCCCUGUCGGGCCACACUAAACACAGCAGCCGAGAUGGCAGCACACAAACGGAGAAGGAGGGCGAUGCAGUGCAGUCGGCCCAGGGCAGCUCGCAGGACGAGACUUUGGUCAACUCACGAGCAGCCAACUCAUUAGAUUCACUGCAGCCACUGAAGCAGAUCAGCCCCAACAUUAUCAGAAAAGCAGAAUCAUCAAACACUGAGAUGGUGGAAAUUCUCAUAUGAAAAAGACUUCUGGCAGUACACAAGGGACUUCUGUGAAAUAAAAGGGCCUCCAUAUCUGGAAAACCUUUUACUGUCCUCUACCAAGUUAUCAGAAUGUGGAACCAGGACAGAAACAAAGGAAAUAUGAACAAUUCCUGCAUAAAUGUGUGGAGACGGAAUAUGAUUUUUUUUUUGGGGGGGGGGAGAGAGGGAGAUGUGGCCUUCAAUGCAUCAGAUCCAUAAGCUGCUAUAACACUGUGUUCAUUUGAGGGUUAUACACACAAGAAGAGCUGAGCUAGUCUUUGUGCCAUGUGUGAGCCUUCCCUGAGUGGCAGGAAACACUCGUAAACUAAUCCAAACUAUUCAAACUGCUGUGAAGCUCCAACCUGUGACAGACACUUUGGUGUUGCAGAAGUCAGUAUUUUUGCAUCCAACUGCCAAGCAUACAAGCUUCACAGCAGUAUUAAUAUAUAUAAUUACAAAUAUCUGGCACAAAACUGUGCUAUAUGUAAUAUAUACUGUACAUAAAGCUGUAAAUUAAUCUCUAUUCUAACAAGCUCUUAGUUUCAGCUUUAGACUCUGUGCAAUUCUACUAACUCUUUGCCGUGACUAAAAACAUCUACUAAACCUCUUGCGCCAUUUCUGCCAGCAAUGGGCACGGUAUCUCUCCCUCUUCCCAUCCUCCACUUCUUUCUUUCUGCACUUUCUGUGCUAGCCUUGAUCGUUACUUCAGUUCCAACUCACUUUGCAUUGACCCCAAGAUUUUCAUAGGUGACUGGGUAGUUCUCCCUUUCAUUGUACUCUGCUUGGAGAACCCCCUUCCCCAGAUCCACACUGCCCUGGGCUGCAUGUCAGCAUUGGCACAGGGAGAUUCCACAUCUCGUAGCAGGAAUGCCCAGGUGAUGGGGCUCUCCCAGAACUGUAAUAUCUUAAUGAAAGCUUGUGUGUGUGUGUGCGUGUGCAAAGGGGUGACAUUACCCACACCUUUCUGAAUGAAACAAAGCAUUUUUAAAAGAGAGCGGAAUUCUUGUGGCUGCCAGAUGCAGGAGUCUCCAAGCAAACUUUCAGAUCUUUCGCGGAGUUAAGUGGCCCCCCAAGCUCCCUGAUUCAACCACCAGUGUUUAGAGGAUGUAUCGUUAAUUCAGCAAUCCAGAUGGAGGAGCGACGAGAGUGAGGUCAUGGGGUGCUGAUUGUGUCAGGUUUAAACCCUCUCGCUCUCCUUCAGUCACACCAUUUAAUUAAAUGGUGCCCACGUAAUUCUGAUCCAAAAUGGCCCUCCCAGAAUCUACAACCGAGCCUCCAUUGCCCCAGCCUACAACUGCCCACACACACAGCAGCACAAUGGCCCUGUUCAUCACCCUGCAUGCCUCAUCCCAUAUGAGCUCAUAUCAGACUUCAUGUCAAUAUUGGUAUACGAACAGCAGGGGUGAGGGUACAGUUCCAUUAAUGUUCCCUGCCCUGCACCCCCUGGCUCUGAGUGGCCCUGGUGUAUGCACCAUCUUCCUGUUCCCUGUGUGCAGCCACCAGUUCUUGCCCUGAUGGAGGUGGCUGAGCACAAAAGUGUCAGUCAGAGUUGGGCCACAGACUGGCAGCUGGUUUCUGCCACACCGACUAUUCAUCAUUUCCAAAUAACAAUGCGAAAGAGUUGAUUGGAGGACUGUCAGGGUUACAGCCAAGGUAUGAACUUACAAUUGUCCCAUCAUUCACUGGUGAAUUUGAGCUUGGGCCAAGAACACUCCACUGACUCAUUCUGGGAACAGGUGCAGGCUGUGAAUAGGGUCUGAUGCCACCUGUGGCCAAAUAGCCUGCGGGGAAGAUGCCUAGGCCUGUAACCUAAAGUAUUAAGGAUACCCAUCGCAGCAAAACCCAUGAAGAGGAGAUCAGGAUUAGCGUCUCCUGUUCCGCCACACAAGUGGGUGCAGGUCAUAUGAGAACAAAUUCAGCAAUGCCAAAAGGCAGAGGGCAACCUGCUUCAUUCUGCCCAGCUUGUUACAUGCUGAUGUUUUUCCAUACAUUGUGCAAUUGCUGGCCAUUGCCUUCUCUCUGUGACGGAAUUCACAUGUACUUUGUUUACAAAAAAUAUUGUGAAGCAAAAAAAAAAAAAAAAAAAAAAUUUAAUAUAUUUUGUAUGAGUAUUUGUAUCUGACACGGCUGUAUUUUAGUGCCACUGAACCUCAUGCCAAAGAUGAUAAACUGCAUUAUUAUUGAAUAACUUAUAAAGGUAUUUAAAGGUGAAGCCAAGGCUGUGUAUUAAUGCUGAGAUUGCUGCAGCAUUCUGUACGGUAUGCGGUUAUUUCAAUUUAAUGAUGUGAAUCUCAGACCUGGGAUUUUUAUAUUGAAAUGCCAGCACACAUUUCAGUAAUAAAAUCAAAAAUUCAGUCAAUUUUA